AAGAGUUGCGGCAGCCGCCAUCUUUGCGCUUGAGGCUUGGUGCGGGUGGAUUGGACAAAAGAGUGUUCUUCCUAACUUCCUCGACGAAAAAACCAUGGGACGCAAGAAGAAGAAGCCAGCGAAGCCCUGGUGUUGGUACUGCAACCGGGAGUUUGACGACGAGAAGAUUCUCAUCCAGCACCAGAAGGCAAAGCACUUCAAAUGCCACAUCUGCCACAAGAAGCUGUACACGGGUCCCGGGCUGGCCAUCCACUGCAUGCAGGUUCACAAGGAGACCAUCGACAAGGUUCCCAAUGCGCUGCCGAACAAGAACAGCGUGGACAUUGAGAUCUACGGCAUGGAGGGCAUCCCAGAGGAGGACAUCAGGGAACACGAGCGGCAGAAGCAGGACCGCGGAGGAGGAUCGGGCGACGAGCAGGACGACGACCGGCCUGCCAAGCAGCCUCCACCCCAGGCCUCGACAGCCCAGCAGUCUGUGUUACAGGCGCAGCAAGCGGCGGCCAUGGCGGCGGCCCAGAUGAACCCGGCAUUGGCGGCCGCACCGAUGGGCAUGGCGGCGGUCAUGCAGGGUCAUCUGGGACACAUGCAUCCGGCCGUCAUGGCGGGUAUGCCGGGUAUGCCCCCCUUCGGAGCACCGCCGGGCAUGCCUCCGGGCAUGCCCCAUCCGAUGGCCGGCGCCCCGCAUCCAAUGGCACCCCACCACAUGGCAGCCAUGGGAAUGGCACCACCAUUCAUGGGACCCGGUCACAUGCCGGGGGCUCCCAUGCCCAUGAUGGGCGGGCUGAUGCCGCCACCGCAUCCGGCGCCACCCGCACAGCCACCCGUCACCCAGGCACCACCCAAGCCUCUCUUCCCGGCAGCACAGGCGGUUGCCACGGCGACUACCACGGCCACGAAGCCCACCUUCCCCGCGUACAGUACGUCCUCGCCAAGUAGCACCACUGGAUCAUCCACACCGUCAUCUACGACAGAGCCCGCAUCCAGCACGCCUCCGACCAGCAAUGCGGUGGUCUCGGCGCCGCCAGACAUCAAGAAGCCUGCACUCGUUGUCCCUGCUGGGGCUUCCAGCAAGAUCAUCCAUCCGGAAGAAGACAUCUCCCUGGAGGAAAGGCGGAUGCGGCUUCCCCAGUAUCAAACGGCCGAGACGAGCCAACCUGCCACCAAGUCCACGGCAUCUCCCUCGGCCACUGCCUCUCCGACCGUCAACGGAGCCCUCCGACCACCGGUGCCCAUGCCUCCCCCUGGCAUGGCCCCCGGCAUGCCGCCCGGCGUUCCCCCGGUGCCGUACCGCCACGCAGGGGCACCACCCAUGCCGUUUCCUCCGCAGCCCGGUGUGACACCUCCCAUGAUGCCCCGGCCAUUCUAGGCCCCGCUCCCCGCUUCGUCAUCGUCAUCAUCGCUUGCUCUCUCGUCGAUGCCAUCGGAGCAGAUAAGUGGUCGGUGACGUCGUCUUCUAUUCUCCCCCCUCCCCCGCAACACCCUCCUCUAAGGAGGGGAGGGUGUUCGCAAAGGGGGGAGAGGGGUCCGCUGCUCAACAAGGUUUGUUGCUGCGGCGAUUUGCGACGGCGAUGUCUCCUCACCUCCGACCAACUUCACGAAGUUCCCUUCACUGACACACGCUCUUCUCUCUUUUUCUCUCUCUCCUCCUGUUCAAAACUAUGCUCGCUGUCAAACACCUCCGUUUAUUUUUCUGUGGCCGUCGCCAACUGUCUGCGGGCACACACAACACAGUAAGUCUCAAAGCAGGCAAGUGUUUCAUUGUCAAUUGUAUAACAUUUGCGCUCGCGCCCGUAUGUUUGAAGAUUAAACCCCAGGGAAGCAAACCGCUCGCUCGCACGCACGCGCACACGCACCGGCUGUGGUGGUUGUGAUCGAGAGACGACGUGGUGUUCCUGCGAACGAGCUUGUGCUGUCAAGGUAGGGGUGUCGCGCGCCGUGUGCCGUCAAGGUAGGCGAAAAACGUACGUCAACCCGUGAAGUUUCUUGUGUGUUGGACGCUGUGACUUGCUGUGAUGUUGUGACCGUCUGGGAGAAGACGCCAAGGUUUGUGCAAGGGAAGUCAUCUUUUCUAUGCCCCCAUUGUGUGUGUAAUGACUGUACAUCAUUUUUUUUUUUUCUCGUUUAAUUUCACCUCCUGUCCUCCCAUCUCCUGAUCCCGGUAGUGCGUGUACGUCGGCAAACGUGAGCUAAAGAAGAAAAUUUUUUUUUGUUUGUCUUGUAAUCCCUUCUGCUUGUUGAGCCUUUUUAUUGUCAUUUGGGACGAGUGCAUUCUUGAAGUUGUGUAAGCAAUAAACAACUCCCUUUUGACUCUCCUGGUGCUGCACCUAAAGGCGUAAGUACGUACACUUACGUUUUGCGCAUCGCGGACCACUUCAAGGCUGUCCCAGCCAUGCAUCGUUGUAAGAACUCUCCGUUUGGAAAACUAUGUCAGUGCGGGGCAAAGUGGUUCGAAAGUCUAGAUGGCUAAAGAGGUUAAUCUUAAUGGGCUGUGCAGGUUUACUGAAGUAGCUUUCACUCUUUAGAGUGCAGCUCUUAUACGCCUGCUCUUGCAUUGAGUGUCGGUGUGCCUUGUCCAUCGUAACCGAAAGAACGAACCGAAGCAAAAACGAAAGCGAACAUGAACUGCGCAGGAGAUGGUAAAAGGGUGAAGGGGAAAGCAGAACGGCGCACGAUACUACGAGAUGGCGACAUGGUAUUCGCAAUCUAGGUGCCAGAAGCUUAUCACCGCCGCCACCAUGAGGGCGCUCCAGUUUUGCAUUGCUGAAGCAGGAGCUAAAUCUAAAUGCGAUCAGUCGUGGAUGUACAUUGCUGCUUGGCUUAGUUUCGCGACCAACCUAGAUGUGAUGAGUGGUAGAUGGAACAAAGUCCCAGUGCAGAUCCAAGCUGUAAAUGGAAAGCCAUGGUCCGCAUCGACCAGCCAGACUCCUCUAUUGUCUGUUUGAUCAUUUGAUGCCAACUGAGUGAAAGUUUGCUGAAGUUAUUGUGGUCGGUUACAGUUUAAAAAAAAAUCGGAAGAGAUCCUGCCCAGAUGCUCGAAGUCCAGCAGCCGAUCGCCUUCACCACUAAAAAAAUAGUCCGGCUCACGACGUCAUUGUGAACUGUGUGGCCAUUGGUGCAGGCUUGUGUGUUUCUGUUAAAGUGGAAAUGCCGCUGACUUAUAAAGUUGUACCCGACUAAGUGGCAUACAGUGGGUGGCUGUCAAUGAUCUCUUGACUCAGAUCCUAUCCUCUGCAGCAUAGCUUAGUGUCAGUGAAGCAUUGUAUUGGGGAAAGGUCUGGACGGAGUGGUCAAGCCUAGAAGUGGUCCGUGAUUGCCGUGCACGGUUUUGAGGGUGCCGAGAGUGUUGGGGGUGGGGGGCUGCGCUGUCGCAGAGUCACCGACGCGCGGUCUCUCUUGUCUGUCUCUCCUCCUCCGUUGGUUCCCCCUCUCCUCCGUGUAGGCUUGAUGAGGCCCACUGUGGGGAUGACCGCCGACCUCAAUUCCCACGCUGUUGAGAGAGUCGGUGAGCCACGCCGCCCCAGGAGGAGGCAAGUGUUUGUCUCUCUCUAUGAUGACGGGGCCGUGCCACCUUUCACAGUGGCUCUCCUGAGUCUGGGAGCUUUGCUGCUGUUGGACCCUCCCCCCUCCUUGGUUUUGGCGGAUGGGGGAGGGGGUCCCCAACCCCUCCCCUCUCGUGGGCUCCGGGGUUCGGCGAAAGGCGGCCCCCCCCUCUUUUUUUUAUUUCUAUGUUUUUUGUUUAUACUUUGCAUUUAAAGUAUUGAGUUGGUAGUUAACAGAGGGGGGUGCCUUAACCCGACUCGCCACAUAAUUUUACCUGUUUAGGCUCUUGGGAAGGGGGUGAGACAGGGAUUGCCGAGACGUCUCAGCGUAAAACACUUUCGAGUCGAGUUGGACACAUCUCCAAGCAAGGGGUUUAUACUUCAUCGGAAACAUUACAAGGUUGAGUUGUGUAAACCCUAUUUAAUGGUGGCAGACUUGUAGUAUUCACAUGCAGAAUGCACUUUAAACAUUGCAGAAAAAUAAGACUGGAUUGGAUGAAGCUAAUAUGCGCAGAUGUGCUGUGCUUCGUUUCAAGUGAAAGAGUAUCGCUAUAACCCUGUUAUAGAUAGUGCCAUAGUGUUCCACAGUGUUAACACAUGCAAGUGUUAAACAGUGACAUAGUGCACAGCCUGCAGCCUCACCUUCUUGCCAAAUGCCAUUUUAACUCCCCUUUCAUAGGCACCAACCUGUGGUUGUCCCUUUUCAACCCGACACCUAUUUACUGCUGUUUCGUAAGCACCAAUCUGCAGCCUUACUCCCAUUUUCUCCAGAGUUUUUGACUACAUUGCACCUAUUUUACUCCCUUUAAGUAAGCACCAUGCUCCCUUCUCAUCUCUUAACAGAACUUACUCCCUUUUGGUAUGAUUGCAUUUCGGUAACAUUUCAUGGAACUUUUCUAUAAGCUCAUAAUUGGGCACCUUCCCAUGUGGAGGGGUGUAUGGGAGUAGAAAGGUGCAUCUCGAGCAACUCCUUGUCAUGGGAGUAAACUGAGAGGUGUUAUUAGUGAGCGCUGCAGUGGAGGAGUCAAUGCCACCCUUCAUGCCUUCAGGUAUGGAGGUUCAUGGGUACAUCUAGUUGCACCCUGUGAAUUGCACAAUGACGCGAGCGGUACACCUUGUCAAAAUUUUCUGGUGCACUUCGUUUCAGAGGAACGGCCUUGCUUGGAGAUUGUCCUGAGGAAAGUACUAUCCAAGCCUGAGCAGUCAAUGUUUUUUGCACUUUAAGAAGUAAAAAUGAAACAAAUUCCGACGAUGCACUUGCCAAAUCAGAGGCUUGAAAUUGUGUGGCGGGUCUUAACUAACGAUUGCUGUCGGACAACCUGUAACGGACGAAGCUUUGUUAACAUGGUGUGGUUGCUUCCAAGUGUUCACCAACAAGAGGCUUUUGUUUGUAUGGCAUGCCAAGUGCUCGAUACAGGCAUCAGUAUACCGAUCUCUUGGCGGGAUUUUGCUUUGACACUGCAAUGGCUUUCAAUAUUCACUGAGGGUGGUGAUGGGUAGACCCACUGUUGCGGAAUAGAUUCAACAGUGUCUUUCCCAUUCACACAUUUGUCCCAAACAGUGCGAAGAAACUGGCAUACACUAAAAAGAUUUCUUCAGAAUAACUCGUCGAAAAAGUAAUUAUAAGUGGUCGCAAGUACUCAAGGUUGUCUCCACACUAUACCUUGCAGAAAACAGGAUUGCAUAAGACGUUGCCUGCAUACAUGAAGCACAUGUACUGUAUGGGAAGGAUGUCAUUCUACUGUAAUAAUCCAGGAGCACUCGUGUGCAGCUAUGGUGUUCUAAAAUUUUUGGAGCAGCGUGAUCCGUAGUAGUGCCAACGGCGUUAGCAGGAAGUUCGUGCAUUUCGAUUAAAAGUGAGGUUUUUCAGCAAGGUUCACUGUUCUAAGUCAGCCAUCGCACCUUUUUUUUUCCAAACUAAAAGCUUUGCAGAAAAACAGGACUACAUAAUAUGUUGCCUGUGCACGAAGCACGUGCACUUUAGGGAAUGGUAUUCUAGUAUUAUAAUACUCUAGGGGCACUUGAGCGCAGUUCGGGUUUCCUCACAUUUUUGGAGCAGUGCGUCCCAUCCGUAGAAGUGCCAACAGCAUUAGUGAAAAGUUUGUACAUUUCGACUAAAAAGCGAGAUUCUUUUCAGCGACGUUCACUAUUCUAUGCUUGGUCAGCUGUUAACUUUCUUUUUUUUUUUUUUUUUGCCAGAACUUCUGGCCAGAAUUUCGAUGUGAAGGAGCACUUGCAAGCCAGGCGCCUAUGGCCUAACAAAAGCCUCCUGUUUCCUAGUCUUUGCUUCUUUUUUAUCGUCUUUGUCCCUGCCGAGAUUUCUUGCAGUGCACAUGUUUUCUUAGUAAGCCUAUGCAAGAAGAGCAGCCUUCCGUCGGUGUCGCCAAACAUCGGAAUGCCACCAUUAUCGACAAAACACAUUCACAAACUGGGGCCGAGCAUCCGAAGAUCAGCAGUGUCAUCAUCUCUCAAGAUGUGUUUUUAAUGAUCACUUGUAUUACUGAGCGGUACCAAGGGCACGGGUCGUGUCGCCAGGCGACCCGUGUCUGCAUGUAGUGUGUGUCGGGCGAGUUUGUGGGGUGCCCGCGGGGUUUCGGGCGAUGGCGCGGCAGUGUCGACAAUAAAUGGCUUCGAGUUU
Messenger RNA from Rhipicephalus sanguineus (brown dog tick), 6177 nucleotides. Its product is annotated as BUB3-interacting and GLEBS motif-containing protein ZNF207. The record is from RefSeq and is a predicted model, not a curated record. Lineage: Eukaryota; Metazoa; Arthropoda; Arachnida; Ixodida; Ixodidae. Gene Ontology annotation, molecular function: DNA binding. Gene Ontology annotation, cellular component: nucleus. The coding region runs from base 95 to 1366 and encodes 423 amino acids. The transcript is spliced from 10 exons.